Molecule: messenger RNA, 10377 nt
Organism: Mucor velutinosus
Lineage: Eukaryota; Fungi; Mucoromycota; Mucoromycetes; Mucorales; Mucoraceae
Product: E3 ubiquitin-protein ligase tom1
Exons: 13
Coding region: 1-10377 (3458 amino acids)
Biological process (GO): protein polyubiquitination
Cellular component (GO): cytoplasm
Molecular function (GO): ubiquitin protein ligase activity
Source: RefSeq, a predicted model, not a curated record
AUGAAAAUUACCAGAGUUUCCAUCAGGAAACCUGCUCCAUUGCCUGAGGCGCUCGCCACUGCCGUCAAGCAUUUGGUGCAAGACGAUGAAAACGAUAUAAAGACUUGGGCCUUGCCAGCUUGGACUUUUCCAAGAGGCGAUUUGUUCCAGUUUGUUGCUGUUUUGAACCGAUUCGAUGCGUUACUGGAAACGACAUGCCAAGCGUACGACCUCAAGGAAAAUCACAUUCAAAAGACACCCUUUACAGACGACACAAAGCAAAUGUUGCUAGCCAUACUGCAGUUCUCCAAGAUUUUGUUUGAAAAUUGUACCAACAGAAACAUCUACAACUCGUACGAGCAUCUAAACAACCUAUUAAACACUACCGACAUUGAUAUUUUGGAAGCCGUAUUGCGACUCAUGCUGAGACCGGCGCAGCGCGUGAAUAACCCCAAAGCAGUACAAUCCAGUUUUUUGGCUCACCAGGACAAGGUGACAGAAUUAGCGAGAGGAGGAUCCAUUGCAGACCUGUCAUCCACAGACACGGUGAUGGGCAACAAUCGAAUUUGCAUGUCGUUUUUCCGCACCAGCAGAGGAGUAGAGCAACAGGACGAAGAGGAGGGACUGCACGCUAUCAAUGUCAGUGUUGUGCCAAAUCAAUACACAGAUCGAGAGUUAUUUUGGAAGCUGGUAGAGGAGCAUCAAGUACCACAGGAGAGCCAUUUUGAACUGCUGAAUCGAGUGCGCAUUGCCAACCACAUGGCGGACAUGGCCGUCCGCCAGCAAUUGCUUAUUAUUCGAUUUAUAUCCAUCGUGAUCAUGGCACAUACCAUGUCAGAAACAGUUGCUCAGAAUAGAGUCUUUAUAUACGAGCCCCAUCUGGUGCCUCAGAUUGCCCAGCUUGUGUCUUACGACAACAGUGUUCCUGUAGAUAUUCAAACUUAUGCAUUGUAUGCCUUGGAUGGCAUUGCACGACAUAGAACCAAGGUAACAGAGGUAUUGGCCGCUUUUAAUGCGUCUGCAAACCAUGGCGUAUUGCUCCAUAUACUUCGUCAAUUGUGUCAAUCGACAUCCCCUUUUACAGUAGACUUCUUGGACGCAUUAUUCACCCUCCUCACAUUCUUAUUACAAACAUCUGCUGGUGGCACCAUGCUUAUGUCAGCUGGCAUCAUGUCCACCCUAAUUCAAGUUUUGGAUCACCCAAGCAACACCAACCCGAUUUAUAGAAAAGCCUUGAUCAAAGUGAUUGGACUACUAGACACCAUCAUGAGCAACAUCAAUACGUCUUUCUCAUCCUUCUGCAGCGCAAAUGGACUGGACGUACUGCUCAAAGUGAUCCAGACACAAGUGGACGAGUGCAUUGAGAGCAAUCAGCAGCCACCCAAUUACGAUGCACUGACGCUGACCAAGAAUGCACUGCGAUUUUUGAUCCGCAUGAUGGAAAGUAGCGAUACAGCAGAUGGAUUGCGCAACUUGAUUGAAUCCAGCAUCCCACACACUAUCAUGAAGGUCAUGGAGCACCAUCGCAUUUUUGGACCCAGUGUCUUUGCGCUUGUCAUCAACGUCGCCACCACAUUUAUUCACAACGAACCUACCUCACUGUCCGUACUACAAGAACUCAAAUUACCACAGACAUUUCUCAAGACAUUCAAGACGUACGACCAACCCAAUUUUGAAGUAUUGAUGGCAUCGGUGCAUUCCUUUGGUGCCAUUUGUCUUAACAGUGCUGGACUCGACAUGUUUGACCAGGCAUCUCCUUUGCCCCACUUUUUCAGCUUGAUGACUGCACCCAGUUUUGUUACAAACGCUUCUGAUGUCGGCAAUACGAUAGCACUGGGCACAACCAUGGAUGAACUGAUCAGACACCACCCAAAGCUGAAACUUGAAGUGUUCAAAUGUACAAACCAGUUGUUACAGCAAGUCAAUGAGAUUGGACGCUCGGAAAAGGGCAAACCACUGGAUAAUUGCCAUGAAUUAGUGUAUCAGAGACGCACAGACGAACCGCCCUUAGAGAGAGCAGAGUGCCUGUUGCUUGGCUUUGUGGAUCUAGUAGCCAGAUUUUUGGAAGGAUUUUUGCGCAAUGUAGACAAUGUCAAGGAAUUUGUCAAAUACGGUGGACCUGAACUACUACUGAGCUACUACUCGCUGCCCAUGCUACCCUACGACUUUUCAGUAUCCAAUGCAUUUGAUUCUCUCGGUUUUGUGUUUCGUGUGAUUGCCGAUGUGUCGCCCAAUGCGCUUGCUAAACUGAUUGCUGCCAAAGUAUUUGAAUCAUCUCGCUUUAUAUUCAACGAACUGCCCAAUGAUAGAUCCCUUGUCUAUGAUUACAUCGAAGCCAAUGGUAAAGAUGACGUAUCGCAGAAAGCAGGCAACGGCCUCUUCAAGAAAUUCAGUGUCUUGUUUGGCUAUAUUGGAUUGCUUUCUACUAUUUUUUCAUCUGCCAUCCUGACAAGCAACAAAUUUGCUGGACGUUUAGUGGAAUGGUGCAUUGAAAAGAGCCCUCAAGACAAGAAUGUGAUACAGAUGCUUGGUGAUAUUCACAGAUGCAUGGUGUGGCAGAACAUUUUGCUUCGAGACGCUGUUCCCAAAUCAUGGUAUUCUACCGCACAAGGCGCCUCUUCUGAACAGCAGGCAGACCUCAAGGACCCCCGUGUGAUCAAUAUUAGACGCUUCAAGUUGCUACUCAGUGAAGUACCACCUGCUCUCAUGCCAGUGUUGCAAGGCAUUAUCAAGGUAUCUACCAACCGUCGUAUUCCCACUGCUGCUGGAUCCAGUCUCUCCUUCCCUGAACGUGCUAAACUCGUUGCUGCAGAGGUGGCAGAUCUCUUCAACACCAGUCUUAGAUACAUGUUUGAUGCAGACAGCAAGAUGCCUGAUUGCAAAUAUGACUACUAUUCAUCUAUGUUCUCCAUGAUCUCUAUGCUGCUGCUGGACGACAGAUCUCGCACUGCCCUGGAAACACCUAUUGCAGUUGCCUUUGAAAAAGCGGGUGUCAUUGAUUUCCUGCUGAAUGACAUGCUCCCUCGCUUCUGGGAAGCAGCAGAACACAAGAUCAAGGCAAACGAGCAGGAUGAUGCAUUGGCACAGCGUAUCAACACCUGCAUUGAACUCUUGCUUGCUAUUCUCCAUCAUUUGGGUUCUUCUAAACUGUUCUUCCACUCGCCUCAUACCAACAUCCUCAUCCAAGUGAGCCCAGAAGACGCUUAUACCACCUCCCCUGAACUAUUGGAUCCCUACCUCUGGGUCGCCUCGAUGCAACUCAAACUAACCGGGCUGUACACAUAUCUCUCGAGCCCUCUUCUCUGCAAGUUCUCGAGACAUGUGCUGCAUUCCCUACUGAGAUGUGUCACGCAAAACAUGAAGCAGGAAGGCGAGACGCGUUGUCGGGCCCGUAGAACAGGUGGCAUCAAGAAGAGCGAGGUGGAUGUCAGCACAAUUGAGCAUUAUGACACCAAUCGUAGAGCGUUGAUUGACAUGGGAUUCGAACCGGAUCGUGUGGAAGAUGCGUUGCGUACCAUGCGUUACGGUAUCUGUGCUUUGGACAAUCUCUUUAGUCGACGUUUGGUACAACACACAGUGGAAGCAGGCCCUCCUCAGCUGGACAUCUUGCCUCAGUUGCAGAGCUCCAAUCCUUUGACUUCAACUGAAUUUGAUGCUGGUGUUCGCAUUCUGGUCAACAUGUGGUAUGACCCAGCUUUGGCUACAGAGGCUUUGCGGGAGAACAAUAACCUCGCACAAGCUGCCAUGGUACUAGCUAGAUACAGACCUUCUGCUUUGAGAACACCUCCUUCCGCCAAUCAAGCAGCAGCACAAGAUGUUGUGGUAGAGGAUGACAAUGAUGAUGAAUACGAGGACAUUGCCUCUGAAGAUGAAGAAGGAGAAGCAGACGAAAGCAUGUAUACGACUGAAGAAGAACACAAUGACGACAACGAUGAUAUCUAUGUGCCCUCUCAGGAUGGAGGUUCAGCUAGACCCAAUCAUUUGAUGGUCCAAGUCAAGACAGACGCCGAUUUCCAGCACGAGCAAAUCCUUAAAGAACUGCAGCACAACCGCAAAGAGAUGCGUGCUCAUAUUCCUCAAAUUCUGUCUCGUCUGGUGGACGAACGCAGCGACCUCGAUUUUGAAGUGCGUGGACUGAUGGCCAUGCUGUGCUGUGGUGACCCUCAUCACUGGGAUGUCAAUACAAAAGAGACGGUGCGCUUAUUCUUCGGUGGUGAUGGAACUACAACCAGCUCCCAAAAUGCACUCACCACCUUUACAUCCUCCCUCAACAAGAUUCGUAUCUUUGCCCUCAUGUUGCGUGAACCCAGUAUGCAAGAUGUCAUGGCCCUGUUGAUUACUACCAUGUCAGACUACAUGAGUUGGUUUGAGUUUCUGGAUAUGAUCGUCGCUCAUCCCGAAUUCCCGGAUCCCAAGUGGCUGACAACACUGUUUCUGAUCUUGGAGGCCGCUCUAGCUCAAUCCGAUGAGCCCAAGGACACAGCAGCACAACAACAAGACGACGCGGGACGUGAGCCUGCUAUUGUGACGCCAGAAAACAGAACCACGCUGAUGAAGUACUGCAUUGACCUACUCAAGAUGGACUCGUUGACAGAGGAUAACCUGGUGUCUGUGUUGAGAAUCAUUGUGCGUUUAACAAAGCACCACUCAGCCGCCUUGCAAUUUGUGGAAUUGGGUGGUUUGACGCCACUUUUCAAACGACCUAGUUCUGAAUUCAAAGCACUUAAAAUUCAGCAAACGUAUAUUAUCAUGAUCUUGCGACACAUUAUGGAAAGCGAGCAGGUAUUGACAGCUACCAUGCGCGAAUGGCUGGUUACUUUUUUUGCCAACAACUCUCGCUCGGAUUCGUUGGAUAUCGAUGCCUUUCUCAGGAACCAUAGCAACUUGGUAUUGCGUGAUCCAGAAGUCUUUGUUCAAGUUAGCACACAACUGUGUCGACUAGGCAACACACCCAAGAGCAUUCGCUAUGUUGGCCUUAAAGAAGAGGAAGAGAAGCAAGGGCAGGCCACGCCUACUGAAUCGACGGUGGACACAUCAUCUCUGGUCAUUCAUUUCUUGCUGAAUCAGCUCGUACAGACGCAAGCCAGCAACACCGAGUCCAACAUCAAGCUCGCUUAUACUGGAUUUCUGUUACAGUGCAUUUUUGAACUGGUGUCUUCUUACCCCUCUUGCAAGUCUGAUAUUGUGAAUUUUGAAGCAGCAACAUCUUCCACUGACAUGUCUGCCAAAGACACACGUAUUCGCCAGUCCAUCCUAUUCAAACUGACCAACACAUUGCUGCCUUACAACGCCAUCAACACAUUUACUGACCAAGACCGCAAAAAGCAAGGUGUUUCCAUGUGGGUGGCAUCUUUGCUGGUAGGCAUGUGCUAUGAUACUACACAGAUACAGAAGAAGGACAUUGAGGCACAUCGAGAGGUACUUGCCAGUGUGCGACACCAUGUGCUGGAUGUAGUAGUGCAAUCACUGCACGACACACUGCAAUCCAAUGCCACUGCCAGUAUCAAAUACAACAGAUACUUUGCAUUGACUGAACUGUGUCAUCGCAUACUGAAUGCACGUCCUACUGGCAUCAAUGUGGAUGUGAGCGCCAAGGAAGAAGACGCUGUCAAGCAGGUGUCCAAGCUCAUGCUGGAGAAGAAUUUUGUGCCCAUCUUGAUUUCGGUCAUUAGCGAUGUGGAUGUCAAUUACCCUCAAGCCAAAUCCAUCCUCAACUCGAUUCUGAGACCCUUGGAGCAGUUGACGAAAUCAGCAAUUCGUAUCCACCGUGAGUCACCUCCCACUCCUGCUCCUCGCCCUGGUUCUCCGCCUGUCCUCGACACCAUUCAAAGAGAAAUUGACCACGCAAAUCAAGUAAUUCAUGCAGUACAUCAGCAAAAUGACGGUGAUGCGGAAGAUGAAGAAGACGACGAUGACCAAGACAUGUAUAUUCCAAUGGACACUGAUGAAGAAGACGCAGAGGCAGGUGAAGUCAAUGACUUGUAUCGAAAUUCAUCUCUGGCCAUGUUUGAUGGCACAGCAUUGGAAGAAGAAAGCAGUGAAGAAGAAGAAUCAGAUGAUGACAUUUCCAUGGCUAGCUCUGGCGAAGAAAUUAUCGAGGAUACCAGUGAUUCCAGUGGUUUAGAGAUCGACUUGGACUCGGAUGCUUCUUCCAUGGAAGAAAAUGAUCAGGACAUUGUGUUUAGACGCCAUCGAUUCCAUCAUGCUGACACAGAUGAAGAAGAUUCGUCUGACACGGCUAGUAGCGUCACGGAUUCAGAGUCUGAAAGCGACGCCAACAGCUUUUCAUCAAACGAAUAUGAUUCAUCCAACGAAUCUCUCAAUUCUGAUAGAAGCGAUUCCAUUCACUCCAACGAUAGUCGAGAUUUAGCAUGGCAAUUGACAGAGGAGGGUCGUUUGAACGGACAUGCAAGACGUCGUCGUCGAGAUAGCAGUUUGUUAAGUGUGGAUGAAAAUGACGAUGAUGAUAUGGACAUUGAUCCUGCUGAUUAUGAGUUAGAUACAGAUGGUCUCACUGCUGAAGAACUCGAAGAUGUAGAGCGUAAUCUCGACCUAUUUAAUAGUAUGGCGCGCGAAGGUGGUGAUGCUACUCAUAUUAUUAAUCCUACAGUCAGAGGUUCAUUAAACACCACUACAGGCGACGGUAAUGGUGCUGGAAGACCCUUUGACAACGUCAUCCUGCACCCAUUGUUGAGAGGCACAUCCAAUACAACUGAUGCUCCUGCAGACCCCUCGUCUCUUUCAGCUGAAACUGCCAUUUUGUGUGGUGCCAAUAGCAACCAUCUGCAAGCCUAUGAGGACAUCAUUGGUGGCAGUGCUGUUCGUAUUUUGGAGAAUUUGUUCAGUCAGCAGCGUCAAAGAAACAACCAUGAUGAACCCACUCAACCAGGUGCUGUCACAUCAAUAAAUACCGAAGCCAAUGCGACAAACGAUGCUGAAAGUCAGGAAAGCAAGGAAACCCUUGAUUUACUCAAAGAAUUCCAACCCUCUCACACUACGGAUCGUUGGACCCAAGAAGCGCACAUGGUCUACAUUCCUGCUGUUGCAUCUGCCAAAGCCUCUCAAUUAACCAAUUGUAUUAUCGCCGAGUUGAAAGACCUUCAAAAAGACGAGCCCAAGGCUGAACAAGAUCAGCGUACAGUUGAACAGCCUCAAGAGAUACAAAACAUUUUCUUGAAUGCUACAUCAAGCGAUGAUGACAGUGAGAUUGAGGUACAGAUAGAAGUGGAAGAGGAUCAAGACUUAGACCAAGAAGAGGAGGACCAAAUAGCAGCAGAUGAUCAACAAGAUCGUGUGAUUGUCAUGAUUCAUGGCGAAGAAGUCGAUAUCACUGGUACAGGCAUUGAUGCCGAGUUCUUGGAGGCACUUCCCGACGAUCUUCGAGCUGAAGUCAUUAGUCAACAAAUGGCAGAACGACGCCCUUAUAUUGAAAGCAUGGAUCAAGAUGAAAUUAGCCCUGAAUUUUUGGCUGCAUUACCACCUGAUAUUCGUAACGAAGUGCUUAGACAAGAAUCCAUUGAUCGUAGCAGACGUCAAGCCAGAGACUUUUUAGAUACACAAGACAUGGAUCAAUUGGUGGAGAGCAACCAAACCAAUGAUGGCACCAGUAAUAACACACCCAACAUUGCCGUUAAUACAACUGAACUGGAAGGUGUUCAAAUGCAUCCUAAUCUGGGUCUUGCUUCUCGUGUCAACUUCCCCAUCACGCAACCUGUUGCUGGCGCUGCUGGUGCUGCUUCUGGUGGUCCUACACCGAGUCGAGAUGACGCCAACGCUACUUGGCGAAUUGGGAGAGCAUCCGAUGGAGAUCAACACGUAAAUAGAUCAAGCAUGAGAGAUUCAGCCAAACCAGCAAGCCAUCCCAAGGACGCCAUUCGCAUUGUAGACAAGUCUCAGUUGGCGACACUUGCUCGUUUGGUGUUUGUACCGCAAUCCAUCUCCAAGGCUCUACUGAACAGAUUGUUGCUCAGUUUAUGUGAGAAUAGCAAGACACGAUCUGACCUGUUGUCUCUGCUGAUCUGCAUUCUACAAGACGGUAGCACCGACUUGGCAGCGGUUGACCGUAGCUUCAUGAAUCUCUCUCUCCACAAAUCCAAUAGUAACAAGCCUCCUGAGAGUGAACAGAAACCGGUGCAUGUGGUGUCUGCUCCUGCUGAAAAUGUCCCCAAUCUGAUUGCUCAGCGUUGCCUGGAGAUUUUGUACUAUGUAGUAACCCUCAAUGACAGAUCUCUUGCUUAUUUCCUGACGGAACAUGAUAGUUUGAGCUACUUGAAGCGUCGUCAUUCCACAGGUGGCGGCAGUAGUCGCAAAUCAAAGACAGCAAGCAAGACACUCAUCAACAACGCCAACGCUGUCAAGUAUCCCAUUCUGGUCUUGAUUGGUCUCUUGGAUCGCCCUGUAUUUAUCGAAAAUGUCACUCUGAUGGAACAACUGAUGAAUCUGCUCGAAGUCAUGUGUCGUCCUAUACCCAACUUGGUGUCAAAUUACAACAGAAAGGUCAAAUCGGAUACGGCACAUCGCCGUGCGCCUCCUCAGCCGCCUUUGAUACCUUUUGAAUACAUACAAAAGAUAGUGGACGUGCUGUCUAUCGGUGAAUGCUCUAGUCAUACGUUCAGGUCGACCGUCAACGUUCUUUCACGCCUAUCACCUUUAGAUGGUGCUAUGGAUACCAUCAUCAAUGGACUCACCAGCAUUGCAAAUGCCUGUGGCAAGCAGAUCAUUGUCGAUUUGCAGCAGCUGUACCUGAUUUUGAAUCAACUGAAGGCAGGUGCUGAGCUGGAAGGCUCUGCGCUUGCUCAAUUCUCUGCUGCUACAUCUCAUCAGGCCAGAUUACUACGUGUGCUCAAGGCCAUGGACUACUUGUAUACGCGCAACAACAAGCGUACGGUGUCAUCGGAUCAUGCUGAACAAAACGAAAAGGCUGUGCUCAAGAUUUACGACAAGCUGGACUUUUUGCCCUUGUGGACAAAACUGGGUGCCUGUCUUGGUUUGAUCCAGGAGAGAGAAGACUUGCUCAAUGUCGCAUCCGUGUUGCUGCCUUUGGUGGAGUCAUUCAUGGCGGUCUCCAAGUAUGUGAAUCAUAAAGGGUACACGGCAAAGAGCAGUACAGAGACAGCGAACCCUGUUGAAGGGUUCUUUUUGAGCUUUACGGAGGAGCACAAAAAGAUCCUCAACAUCAUGGUGCGCAACAACCCUUCAUUGAUGAGCGGCUCUUUCUCGCUUUUGAUCCACAAUCCCAAGAUUCUGGAAUUUGACAACAAGAGAAACUAUUUCGUUCAACAGUUGCACAAACGUAGUAAUCGUCGUGAGCAGUAUCCCUCGUUGAGACUCUCUCUGGACCGUGCCAACGUAUUUGAAGAUACCUAUCGUAAAUUGCAGGGCUUGACUGGCGAUGAGAUCAAGUAUGGUAAGCUCAAUGUUCAUUUCCAUGGCGAAGAAGGCGUGGAUGCAGGUGGUGUUGCUCGUGAAUGGUUUUCUGUUUUGGCUCGUCAAAUGUUUGAUCCCAAUUAUGCCUUGUUCAUCACAUCGGCUGCUGACAAACUCACCUACCAGCCAAACCGAGCUUCCGGUGUCAAUUCUGAGCAUUUGAGUUACUUUAAGUGUGUAGGUCGUAUUAUUGGUAAAGCUAUUCAUGAUGGUCGCCUACUGGAUGCCUAUUUCACCCGUUCAUUCUACAAGCUGAUGUUGGGACGUUCUGUGGACUAUCGCGAUGUGGAAGCUGUGGAUCCUGCCUAUUACAAGAGUUUAGUGUGGAUGCUGGAGAAUGAUAUUACCGACAUCAUCGAUCUUACAUUCAGCGUGGAAACAGACGAUUUUGGUACCAACAAGAUCAUUGAUCUGAAGCCGGACGGAAGAAAUAUUCCAGUGACAGAGGAGAACAAGCACGAAUAUGUCACUUUGGUAACAGAGCAAAAGCUGGUGCUGGCCAUUAAAGACCAAGUCAAUGCUUUCUUGGAAGGGUUCCACGAUAUCAUCCCUGCCUCGUUGAUCCAAAUCUUCAAUGAGCAAGAGUUGGAACUGUUGAUCUCUGGUUUACCCGACAUUGACAUUGAUGAAUGGAAGGCCAACACUGUCUACGAAGGAUACACGCUGUCAUCUCCUCAAAUUCAAUGGUUCUGGCGUGCUGUGCGAUCCUUUGAUCAAGAAGAAAGAGCCAAAUUACUGCAGUUUUCUACAGGCACAUCCAAGGUGCCAUUGGAAGGUUUUGCAGAGUUGCAAGGUUCAAAUGGUGUUCAAAAGUUUCAGAUCCACAAGGAAUUUGGUGAUGUCAAUCGUUUGCCAUCUGCUCAUACUUGCUUUAAUCAAAUCGAUUUACCUCAAUACUUGACCUAUGAAGAUCUUAGAGCGAACCUCUUUAAAGCAAUUAGCGAAUGUUCAACUGGAUUUGCUUUCCAAUAA